ACAUGUUUACUGAUUUCUAUCAUGGUAAGAGCCGUGUCUGAUGCUGUCCCACAGUGCCAGCUAGAGCACUGAUGUCGGAGGGGGGGAAAAAACUGUCAUCACUUAGAGGACAGGGAAGUACAUUUAAAACUAUUUUUUUCCUAGUUGAGCCUCUACAUUCAGAGGAACCAAGACACUCGGCAAUGUAAUGCUUUGUUUCCAGCGCUGUUUUUCUACCGUGUGCGUGCAGUCACCAAAACUUACCUCCGUGCGUACUGGAGACCAAAACCUGCAACUUCACUAAAAUGAUGUUUCCCCUUCAUUUUCUGUUUCCGGUUGUCGCGGUGGCAGUUUUAACAGCUUUUGAAGGUGCUGAGAUUCCAAGAGUGGCUAAAGACACUGGGACAUUCACCACUCCAUCUCCAGUUUAUCCCACCAUCAAGUUUCAGGUCCUCAAUGUGGACCACGUGUUUGUGAGACAGGACAGUCCACAGCCAUCUGGGAACUCUAGCCUGAAAGCUCAGACUCAGACUUUUCUCAUCACUGGACCUGGUGCUGGGCUUCUCCAGCCAUCUGUCAAUGCUUCAUUUGGCCCCCUGACUCUAGAUGCCUCUAUUCCUUUAGAUUUGCUCCUCAGUGGGCGCAAGAUACUGCCAGUCAUUUUGAGCCGCCAGGUUCGUUCCUCAUCCCCAGUAGUUAAGAUUCUUUUCCACAUGCCCACAGAAAGCAAUAUCACUGCUUGGCAAGAAACAAUGGGCUCUCUAGAAGAUAAUGGGAGGAAAAAUGAUGGAGCUAAGGCUAAGGAUGGAGCUCACUGUGUCACAGCUUAUGCCUUCUGGGAGACCAGAGAAGUUCGUGGGGCUUGUCUGGUGUCUCCUGGCGGCUUUUGUGUGGCACAGCUUAAGCCAGAACCCUCCUGGUUCAGCUCAGCCAGUAGAUCAGGAAGCUCUAGCAGGGAAGCAGAAAGCACUGACGGCAUUAAGGGACUUCAGGGGAACCUUGUGGAAGUCUACUUCCAGAGUCGGCGGGACCAGACUGGCCAGUGCACCCCACAGGAUAGCCUGCAACGAGUAGGAGUGGGACGAGGCAGAGACACUGGUGGAUCAGGGACACCAAUGAGGAGGGUAGGAAGUGUCAGCCUGCUCAAAAGUCCACCAGGGAAUCCCACCUUUCUUCGGCUGAGGCUGGGAGGCGCUGUGGUGAUCCAGACUUCUUCAAAGCCCCUCAAGUCUGGUGAUGUCGCAACGUUCUAUGUCUUUCUUGCUAGUACGUCCACCUUGGAAAGUUUCACACUGAGGGCUGCAGUAAAGAUGGGCCUGUCAUUCAGUGCAGCUCGGCCCAGUGACUCAGCACUGUGGGACAUGGUGGUAGAGCCUGGCAGAGGAGCAGCUCCAAACACGGUGUCUGUUGUUUGCCGCAGGAAGGUUGCUGUCACUGCAAAGAGGGGCCUUUUGGAGGUUUUACAACUGGACUUUGUACCAAAAGCUGUUUCACAGCAGGUUGAAAGUCAGACCAUCUCCUGGCGUCUGGAGUUGCCAGGGAAUGUGAAGGAUGUGGGCGUAACGCGGAUCUACACCACCCAGAGAGAUUACGUGGGGCUGGCACCGCUGGUGAUGAACGCAGAUAUGUUGAAUACUGCAGUACUGACAGGAAAAAGAGUUUCAGUCCCAGUGAAAACUCUCGCUGUUGAGGCCAGUGGUUCAGUCACUGACGUGACCGACUACACCAACUGUAGAUCUACAGAUGAGGAUGUGCUCAAGGUGUCAGAGCGCUGCAGCUAUGUAUAUCUAAAUGGGAAGGAAACCAGAGGGAAAAGUAGGAUAAUGCUCAACUUUACAUAUGGUUUUCUGAGUGCCCAGCUGGAGAUGAGUGUAUGGAUGCCCCGUCUGCCCUUGCGUAUUGAUGUGGCUGACCCUGAGCUUAGCCAGAUCAAAGGCUGGAGGGUUCCCGUUACUACUGGAAACAGGAGGUCUACAUGGGACAGUGAAGAAGAGGAGGAGAUGAGGAAAGGCAGGGGUUGCAUGCUACAGUAUCAGCACUCUACAGUAAGGGUGCUCACACCCUUUGUAGCCCAGCCUGACACUGAGGCACUGCCAGACCCGUUAACUGGGGAAAAAACAGUUGAAUACUUUCUGGGUUCUGAUUGGCAGAUAGAUGUGACCAACCUUGUACGCUAUUCUCUAAACAUAGCAGAUCCGGAUAUAGCUAGGGUGCAGGAUGGGGUGCUGCUGCAAGGAAGGGCUGUGGGCACUACCACUGUACAGGUGCUGUCCCCUCUGACGUCAGCGGUCCUGGCUGAGACGAGCAUCAGGGUGGUGGAUGAUAAAGUGAGUGUGACACAGCUCGGAGUGCAGUUGGUGUCUGGGCUCUCUCUGUCCCUGCAGCUCAGUCCAGGGAGCAACAGGGCUAUUGUUGCCACGGCAACCACUAAGGAGACGAUCGUGCAGCGCAAACAGGAAGCAUUGGUCAGCUGCUGGGUUUCUUUCAGCGAUGGGGCAGUUGCUCCACUGGACCUGUUUGACCGCAGUAUCUACUCUCUGACUGUUUCUACCCCAGAUGAGCGGGUGGCCACAAUACGCCGCACUCCACAGUCAGCAUUUGUAGUAGCAGAGGGUGAAGGUGAAGGCCAGGGGGCGCCAGUGAGAGUGGAGCUGAGGAUCUGUGAGGAAUGCCAAAAAUCUAAAAGGAAGAGCAAGCUGGCAGUGGGCUCGGGGCUUCUCAAGAUCAACUUACAGAGUAGUAGCAGAAGUGUAGCAAGAGAAGGGAAAGGAAGCACUGACAGAAGUAAGGAUUUAAAUGGCAGUGCAUCAAAAGUGAUGGGCAAAACAAGUACUGCUGCCACAGAGAUGGAUAAACAGCUCAACAGGGCCAACAUAUCUGAUCAGCAAGAGUCUAUUCUGGUAAAAACUACCACUCCAACGACAUUUUCAACUAGAAAUCCACAGGCCCAUGUUGUCUGGAUCGGAAAGGCAACCAAAGCGCCAAAAGGUUCCACCUAUACUGUUUCUACUGCAGCUUCUCCUACAAGAAUAAAGGAAUUAAACUUAAAUACACAACUUAGCACUGCCAAACCCACAGCAACAGUGGGUGUUGUCCGUAAAGAGGAAGGGCCUGGGGUAAGCUAUGGAAACAUGCUUGACAACCCCGAUGCCUCUCCUGAGAAUGAUACUCCUAAGGUAGAAGUUAGACCCGAAAAGGAGCCUCCUAAAUCUAAAACUCCCAAAGUAAUUGAGAGUGACCUCAUUAGGACAUUCAAAGCUAUGACUGACAUGGAAAUUGGCAUGUAUGCCUUGGUGGGGGUCUCCUGUGUUGCCAUCUUGGCUUUUCUGCUCAAUUGUGCUUCUUAUAGUCUCUGUUUCAGGAAACAAAAGACCCCCAUACAGGCAGGCACAGCCCCCAGUGGAGACACAAAGGAUCACAAACACGACUGGGUUUGGCUUGGGAACAGUAAUCACAGUGCUCCUGCCUCAGGUGCCCCGGCUCAAGUGUCCACACUAAAACGUGAGCCUCAUUGCCCUCUGCAGUCCCGCCACUCGAUAGAUUCCAUGGGUCAUCGCAGCCUGGAAGGCAAUCUGCCUACAGUGAGCGCCGCGGCUGUCCCAGAAAGAACUGCAACCUUAGGACGAAGCAGGAACAGCUCUCAGCACCAGCAGUUUCAAGGAAAGGCAAUUGACCCCAUGGCAAAUCGUUCAGCUACCCUACUGGCGAGGCCACACCGCAGUGAACCUCUUCAUUCCCCCACCAGUAAGAGAAACCAGGUCCAGUUCACCACCUUCACCACGCUGGACAUCAAGCACUUGGCUGCGCUAAAGAAGAACGGUGUUGAGUUAGACUGGGCCAACCAGCAGAAGCAAAAGCAACAGCAGGCCCCCGCUGAACCUCAAACACCUUUGCCUGACAUGCCAUGGCCUGUAGUGAAACCUCUAGGAGAACCCCAGUGAGUUUGUUUAGGUGUGUGUAUGUGUAAAGGAUGUAUAAAAGGAAAACAAAGUCUUUAAUUUUUCUUUAUAAAAAAAAGGGAAAAGGAUGUAUAUGUGAUUACGUGAAUGACAUUUUCUAUAUAAUGUGCAAACCUGUGCACAUGAAAAUGAAGUGAUGUUUAUUAGUAAGAUUAAAAGAAAUUUGCAUGUUUUAUCCUCUGAUAAAAGAAAUCUAUAGGCUCCGAUUUAUUUCUGUAAAUAUUAACAAACACUCUCUAUGCUAUGUUACUUUUUUCCACAUUUCAAAACUCAAGACAACUGUAUUUUCAUCUCCUCUUACAUUUCAACAGUUCUGUUGCUCCUGCAGAAACGGCUCCAGAUAUUGCUCAGUUCAGGGUAAAAACCAGUACAGGAGGGACUGUUUCUUGUUAGUAAUUCUAUUCUUUUCCAGCCUUUUGUACUUUUUGUAGGACUCCUCUAGAGAAUACCUGAGGACUCUGUGCAAUUUGUCAGAGAAUAUGCAACAUUUAUCAAGUUAUUUUGAGCAAUCUGUCACUACAGUCUCCGCCAGAUAUUUAUUCAAAUCAAAUGCAGGCUAUGCAAAUAGUCUUUGCAGAGUUUGAGAUGGACAUUGUUCCUGAUUUUUUUUUUUAACAGAGAUACCUUGGACUUCGGGCUUCUCCUGGGAGCCUGCUUCUACAAAUUGUAAAAAACGUGUAAUCUUGGUCUGUUCUCACAGUGCACAUAUUCAUUCGACUGUAAGAUUUUUCAUGUGUGAAUGAAAAUAAAAUGCCUUUUUUUCUCUGUGACAUCCUGCUUUUUUAAAUCCAAAAUGUGAUGUGUAUUUCCUGCAAGAUUCUAUCAAUAAAGAGAAAAUAGAUUGGUUCUUUUUAUAAUUGAAAAUGGAUUUAAUUCAGCUACUGUUUUGUUUUUUUUUAAAUAGUAAAGCGAUUCAUAGGAAAGUACAGUGAAUGGUUUGGAUUACAGGCUAAAGCUUUAGUAGGAAUCCAUGGGAUUUGAUUUUGUUUAAUCACAGCUGAAUGUCAUUUAAGGUUGAUUUUAUCAUGGAAAUGUCACUCUGACAGCAAUGUAUUUGUUGUGCCUGCCAGGAUUUUGUCCUGCUGUAUAAAAUGACUUGUACACUGAGAGGAUGAAAAAACUCAGCAGAAAAAAACUGAUUCUCAUUCUGUGUAGCCUGACUGUGUCCCCAAAGAAUUCCAGGUAUUUUAUCAAUGGUUCAGGCUUGCAUAUUAUAUCUCAUGGCUCAUUUGUCUCUUUUUCUCCAGCCCCCCUUCCUGUGUCUCUGAAGUGACCACAGCUACACCUUUUUAAAAUUGCAUUCUGUAACUGUGAUGCAUAAACAACCUCACCAGCUUAAAGAAGCCCAGAUAAUCUGAUGCCACGCACCUCAGGAAUUGGCAGCUUUGGAUAUGUCAGCGCACAUUGUCACUCUCUGCUGCACAACAGCAUCGGGUGGAUUUAGAGUGUUGAUAAAAGCAAUUUUAAUAACUUUCUCCCAAAUUCUCUACCUACAGGCCCAGCGUUUUUGUAUGUGCACAACCCGUCUCUCCUUUCCAGUCGAUUUAUCUGUCCAGCAACAGUAGAAAAAGUAAACAAACAGAGAUAAGCGGUGAUUUAAAGCUGUCUCUGUGCUGGAUCAUAGCUGAGCAUCUUUGAUUGUGGACCUUCUGUAUCAAACAGGGCAGAAUUCCGAACUCAAAAGUUCAGACACAGAACUGAUUAAGAUAUAAAAGCUGCACAGUUUGUGUGACAACAAUAACAAAAUAUGUCUCACCGUGCUUUUCCACUGAAAUGCUGUGGCUUUUUGGAAACCUUUUUGCUGUCAGAUUCAUCCAAUCUCGGUCUCCUACAUAUAAACUAAAUGCCAUUUAGAUGAUGUCAGCGUGAAAUGUUUGGCUUUAUCACAGUUUUGAGAGAGGAUUUCAGUUACUCAUACUCUUCAUACAAGAUUUUGCUGAAAAAGGAGCGGUUGGAAAACAGCAUUAUAAAGUAUAAUCCCAGCCACUUUAUACUGGCAGUACGGUAAUCCAUUGAGAUCCAGACGCACAGCAGCCAUUACUACUGCAUAUAAUGAAGUUUGUAAAUCAUAAAUUGUGUGUGAAUUUUCAAACGAGACAGGAGUUCCUUAGUAUCAUUACAGCUCGAUCUGUAAUCUGGAGCAUCAGAUCCCUGUUGACAGAUUUAAGGGAUUGGGGUCAUUGUGUUGGAGGAUUAAUGUGCAUUAGUGGACCUCUAUGGCACAGUCCUGAUGAUGUUGGCCAUAAGAGACAAGGUCACUUAUUUCACGAGUCUGCUUUUCCAGAGGUGGAACACCUGGUUACAGAUGGAGGAUGGUGCAAAUGGAAAAAAAACAAACAACAACUAUUUAUUACCACAGUGUAACGCAUAAAGAGUUUUUCCUUAAUGCGCAUAUAUAAAGUACUGUGAAAAAGUCUUCAUGUGACCCCUCAUUUAUUUAUAUGUUGUUGGGUAAA
Molecule: messenger RNA, 6394 nt
Organism: Haplochromis burtoni (Burton's mouthbrooder)
Lineage: Eukaryota; Metazoa; Chordata; Actinopteri; Cichliformes; Cichlidae
Product: transmembrane protein 132D
Exons: 10
Coding region: 285-3920 (1211 amino acids)
Source: RefSeq, a predicted model, not a curated record